ACAUAUUGCAAACUCAAAGGCACAGGCAUAGUAAAGUUAACGACGCUUCGCUAAAAAUUUUCAAAAAUGCGUGAAAUCGUUCAUCUUCAGGCCGGCCAGUGCGGUAACCAGAUCGGCGCUAAGUUCUGGGAGGUUAUCUCCGACGAGCACGGCAUUGAUCCAACUGGCACAUAUCACGGAGACUCCGACCUUCAGUUAGAAAGGAUCAACGUAUACUACAAUGAGGCUACAGGCGGAAAAUAUGUUCCCAGAGCUUGCCUCGUCGAUCUGGAACCGGGAACGAUGGACUCCGUACGUUCAGGUCCGUUUGGACAGAUUUUCAGGCCAGACAACUUUGUCUUCGGCCAAAGCGGAGCUGGAAACAACUGGGCAAAAGGCCACUACACUGAGGGAGCCGAGUUGGUAGAUUCUGUACUUGAUGUCGUUCGAAAAGAAGCAGAAGGCUGCGACUGCCUUCAAGGCUUUCAACUUACACACUCGUUGGGCGGUGGAACCGGCUCGGGCAUGGGAACCCUCCUUAUUUCGAAGAUCAGAGAAGAAUAUCCCGACAGAAUCAUGAACACAUUCAGCGUUGUGCCAUCACCAAAGGUAUCAGACACCGUUGUGGAGCCUUACAACGCUACGCUGUCCGUUCAUCAGUUGGUUGAAAACACCGAUGAAACGUACUGCAUCGACAAUGAAGCUCUGUACGAUAUCUGCUUCAGAACUCUGAAGCUCACCACACCAACUUAUGGAGACUUAAACCACCUUGUCUCUGCUACAAUGAGCGGUGUAACAACCUGUCUUCGAUUCCCCGGCCAGCUGAACGCUGAUCUCAGGAAACUGGCAGUGAACAUGGUUCCUUUCCCUCGUCUCCACUUCUUCAUGCCUGGCUUUGCUCCACUCACCAGCAGAGGAUCCCAGCAGUACCGCGCCCUGACAGUACCAGAACUCACUCAGCAGAUGUUUGAUGCCAAGAACAUGAUGGCUGCCUGUGAUCCAAGGCAUGGACGUUACCUGACAGUGGCAACCAUGUUCCGUGGCCGCAUGUCCAUGAAGGAGGUCGAUGAACAGAUGCUCAAUGUCCAGAACAAGAACAGUUCUUACUUUGUGGAAUGGAUCCCCAACAAUGUCAAGACAGCUGUCUGUGACAUCCCUCCUCGUGGUCUGAAGAUGUCCUCCACUUUCAUUGGCAACAGCACUGCCAUCCAGGAACUCUUCAAGCGCAUCAGUGAGCAGUUCACUGCUAUGUUCAGGCGAAAGGCUUUCUUGCAUUGGUACACUGGUGAGGGCAUGGAUGAGAUGGAAUUCACUGAGGCUGAAUCCAACAUGAACGAUCUUGUUUCCGAGUAUCAGCAAUACCAGGAUGCGACUGCUGAAGAGGAAGGCGAGUUUGAUGAGGAAGAAGAGGAGGGCGAAGCAGCAUAAAAUAUAGAAUCGCUUUUUUGACACGUGAUGCCAUUAUCAACUUGAAGUGAAACAUUUGUCAUAUCCUAAUUAAUAUCGAGAAAGAAAUUCUAAUAUGACACAGUGGUGUCAUCUCGCCUUCAGUGUCUCGCUUCUUAAAUUCUCCUUACAGUUCUCUGUACAUAUCUAAAGCAAGGGUUAGGAGAAUUUGAUCGUAUAUACCAACACAAUUUCCCUUUUGCGGUAGUUUCCUUUCCACAUGAUACGCAUGCUUAAGUUUUACGAACAUGUUAGUUGCUUUUCAAAGGGUUUAAAGGGGACAAGUCACGGAUUGUGAAGACGAAGAUUAUCUUUAGUUCACGGCCUCAAAAUCGAAGUGAGAAUUGAACGAGAGAGUCUGAUCCCUGACUGGAUCAGACCACCCUCUCCCCCGGCCACUCCGAGUUGUUCAAACGGCUUAGAGCAAGACAUCGUGAUAUCUCUGGCAUCGAGGAGUUGUUACAAUAUGAUGUUUACUGCGAUUGGAAGACAAUUUUGUUUUCGUGACAUAGCUCUUUCUAAUAUCCCUCAUAUAAUCCACGAAAGAAAAUCUUGAACCAAGAAAAUCUAGUGUAUUGUCUUCACUGGAAUCUUUUAGACAUUAAACUGUAAAUAACAUCGGGGAAAGUCAUACCAUAAAUGUAGAACCUUGUCAUCGUUGCCUAUUUAGCAUCAGCAUUCAUUCUCUUGUAAUCGAACUUCAUUCACGCAAUAAAAUUUGACUGAAGCUUCAUAA
This is a messenger RNA of Orbicella faveolata, 2161 nucleotides long. RefSeq names its product tubulin beta-4 chain. Gene Ontology annotation, biological process: microtubule-based process. Lineage: Eukaryota; Metazoa; Cnidaria; Anthozoa; Scleractinia; Merulinidae. Gene Ontology annotation, cellular component: microtubule. The record is from RefSeq and is a predicted model, not a curated record. Gene Ontology annotation, molecular function: GTPase activity; GTP binding; structural constituent of cytoskeleton.